Messenger RNA from Aplosporella prunicola CBS 121167, 945 nucleotides. RefSeq lists its product as uncharacterized. Gene Ontology annotation, molecular function: structural constituent of ribosome; mRNA binding. The record is from RefSeq and is a predicted model, not a curated record. The transcript has 4 exons. NCBI's taxonomy places the organism in Eukaryota, Fungi, Ascomycota, Dothideomycetes, Botryosphaeriales, Aplosporellaceae. The coding region runs from base 27 to 635 and encodes 202 amino acids. Gene Ontology annotation, cellular component: cytosolic large ribosomal subunit; ribosome. Gene Ontology annotation, biological process: negative regulation of translation; translation.
CCACCCACCGACAGCGAAACAGCACGAUGUCGACCUUCGAGCCAGUGGUUGUCAUCGACGGCAAGGGCCACCUUCUCGGUCGCCUGGCGUCCACCGUCGCCAAGCAGCUCCUCAACGGCCAGAAGGUCGUUGUCGUCCGCUGCGAGGCCCUCAACAUCUCCGGAGAGUUCUUCCGCGCGAAGCUGAACUACUCGGCCUUCCUGCGCAAGCAGACCCGUUACAACCCCACCCGCGGCGGUCCCUUCCACUUCCGCGCUCCCUCCAAGAUGUUCUGGCGCACUGUCCGGGGCAUGGUUCCCCACAAGACUGCCCGUGGCGCCGCUGCCAUGGAGCGCCUCAAGACCUUCGACGGUGUUCCCCCUCCCUACGACCACCAGAAGCGCAUGGUCGUUCCCCAGGCCCUCCGUGUCCUUAGGUUGAAGCCCGGCCGCAAGUACUGCACCGUCGGUCGUCUGGGUCACGAGUUCGGCUGGAAGUACCAGGAUGUCGUCUCCAGGCUCGAGGAGAGGAGGAAGGUCAAGAGCGCCGCCUACUACGAGCGCAAGAAGGUUGCCAGGAGGCAGCUCCAGGAGGCGUCGAAGAACGCGAAGGUGGACGAGAAGGUCAAGACCCAGCUCGCCGAGUACGGCUACUAGAUUCGUUGAGCCAACAACGGUGGCACGGUUUCGACUGCGAGGGUAGUGGACAUGGUCUGGCGCGGGUACCUGGGAAUUGGGAGAUGGUUUUAAGAAAAGAAAACUCCUUGUUCUCCAAGUUUCGACUAUGCCGGCACGAAAAAAUCCGACGACUUCAAGUGGGAGGCAUCGUAUGGGUUUAUUCACACACACAAUCCAAAUGGCUUCUCAUACCACAAAGUACUUUGUUUUUUAUAUUGCCUUGCGCUGCUUAUGGGAUUGUAGUAAGAUUUCGACUAAACGGGUAGAAACAGCCCUUUUUCAGCGUGUG